Molecule: messenger RNA, 2706 nt
Organism: Aspergillus melleus
Lineage: Eukaryota; Fungi; Ascomycota; Eurotiomycetes; Eurotiales; Aspergillaceae
Gene: mfp
Product: putative peroxisomal multifunctional beta-oxidation protein (MFP)
Exons: 7
Coding region: 1-2706 (901 amino acids)
Molecular function (GO): oxidoreductase activity
Source: RefSeq, a predicted model, not a curated record
AUGUCUGAGCUUCGCUUUGACAAUCAGACCGUCGUUGUGACGGGAGCCGGUGGUGGGCUGGGAAAGGCAUAUGCUCUUUUCUUCGCCUCGAGAGGUGCAAAUGUUGUCGUCAACGACCUGGGUGGAUCUCAUUCCGGCGACGGCAAGUCGUCAAAGGCUGCGGACGUCGUUGUUGAAGAGAUCCGAGCUGCCGGAGGCAAAGCUGUUGCCAACUACGACAGCGUUGAGAACGGUGACGCUAUCAUCGAGACGGCGAUCAAGAACUUUGGUCGCAUCGAUGUCCUCCUCAACAACGCCGGUAUUCUGCGGGAUGUCAGCUUCAAGAACAUGAAAGACCAGGACUGGGAUCUCAUCAACCGGGUACACACGUAUGGUGCUUACAAGUGCGCACGAGCUGCAUGGCCCCACUUCCGGAAACAAAAGUAUGGUCGCGUUAUCAACACUGCCUCUGCAGCCGGCCUCUUCGGCAGUUUCGGACAGGCCAACUACUCCGCCGCCAAACUCGGUCAGGUCGGAUUCACCGAGACCCUCGCCAAGGAGGGUGCUAAGUACAACAUCAUCGCCAAUGUUAUCGCGCCUAUUGCCGCUAGCCGUAUGACGGCCACCGUUAUGCCCCCCGACGUCCUGGAAAACCUCAAGCCCGACUGGGUUGUGCCCCUGGUGGCCGCCUUGGUCCACUCCUCCAACACUACCGAGUCUGGCGGAAUCUACGAGGUCGGUGGUGGCCAUGUGGCCAAGCUGCGCUGGGAACGGGCCAAGGGUGCUCUGCUGAAGACCGAUGCGUCGCUGACCCCCGGCGCUAUUGCCCGCAAGUGGAACGACGUCAACAACUUCUCGCAGCCCGAAUACCCCACUGGUCCUGCCGACUUCAUGUCUUUCUUGGAGGACGGCCUGAAGCUUCCCAGCGCACAGCCGGGACAGGAGCCCGACUUCAAGGGCAAGGUUGCCCUCGUCACUGGCGGUGGUGCCGGUCUCGGUCGCGCAUACUGCUUGCUCUUCGCCAAGCUCGGCGCUUCCGUGGUGGUGAACGACCUUGUCGACCCCGAGCCCGUCGUUAAGGAGAUCAAGCAGCUGGGUGGACAGGCCGUUGGUAACAAGGCCUCGUGCGAGGACGGCGAGGCUGUCGUCAAGUCCGCUAUCGAUGCUUUCGGACGCAUUGAUAUCCUGGUCAACAACGCCGGUAUCCUGCGCGACAAGGCCUUCACCAACAUGAACGACGACCUGUGGAACUCCGUUGUCAAUGUUCACCUGCGUGGUACCUACAAGGUGACCAAGGCUGCCUGGCCCCACAUGCUCAAGCAGAAGUAUGGCCGCAUCGUCAACACUGCUAGCACCAGCGGUAUCUACGGUAACUUUGGACAGGCUAACUACGCUGCGGCGAAACUUGGUAUCCUCGGCUUCUCCCGUACUCUUGCUCUCGAGGGCGCCAAAUACAACAUCAAGGUCAACACGAUCGCUCCUAACGCGGGUACCAACAUGACCCGCACCAUCAUGCCCGAGGAGAUGGUCCAGGCCUUCAAGCCCGACUACGUUGCCCCGCUCGUGGUGCUUCUUUGCUCCGACAUUGUGCCCGAGCCCUCUACCAAGGGUCUGUACGAGUGCGGCAGCGGCUGGUUCACCCGCACUCGCUGGCAGCGUACCGGUGGUCACGGAUUCCCCGUGGACGUCAAGCUGACUCCCGAGGAGGUUGUUAAGCACUGGAAGGAGAUUGCGAACUUCGACGACGGACGUGCCGACCACCCCGAAGACGGCCAGGCCGGUGCCGAGAAGAUCAUGGCGAACAUGAGCAACCGCAAGGGUGGGGCCUCUGAGGGUGGCAAUGACAUUCUGCAGGCGAUCGAGAAGGCCAAGCAGAGCUCCAGCGAGGGAACUCCCUUUGACUAUGUCGACCGGGACAUCAUUCUCUACAACCUCAGCUUGGGUGCUAAGCGCACCGAUCUGCCCUUGGUUUACGAGAACAACGAGCAUUUCCAGGCUCUUCCCACCUACGGUGUGAUCCCCUGGUUCAAUACUGCCACCCCCUGGAACAUGGAGGACAUCGUUGCCAACUUCUCCCCUAUGAUGCUGCUGCACGGCGAGCAGUACAUGGAAGUCCGCAAAUUCCCCAUCCCCACCGCGGCCAACACCCUGACCUACCCCAAGCUCAUUGACGUGGUUGACAAGGGCAACGCCGCCUUGGUUGUUGCGGGAUACACGACCAAGGAUGCGAAGACGGGCGAGGACCUCUUCUACAACGAGUCCACAGUCUUCAUCCGCGGCAGCGGUGGCUUUGGCGGUUCGCCCAAGCCCACCGCGUCUCGCCCCAAGGGAGCCACUGCCGCCUACAAGCCUCCCCAGCGCAAGGCGGACGUGGUUGUCGAGGAGAAGACCUCCGAGGAUCAGGCCGCGCUCUACCGUCUCAACGGUGACCGCAACCCUCUCCACAUCGACCCUGAGUUCAGCAAGGUUGGUGGCUUCAAGACUCCCAUCCUGCACGGACUCUGCUCCCUGGGUGUCGCCGGCAAGCACGUGUUCAGCAAAUUUGGCGCCUUCAAGAACCUGAAGGUUCGCUUUGCGGGCGUUGUCCUGCCGGGCCAGACCCUGAAGACGGAGAUGUGGAAGGAGGGCAACGUGGUCCUGUUCCAGGCCACCGUCGUCGAAACCGGCAAGCCUGCCAUCACCGGUGCUGGUGCCGAGUUGCUGGAGGGAGCCAAGGCCAAAUUGUAA